GCCUACCGCGAGUUGGUUGAGUUACAGAAAGAGGAACGAUCGAACAAACACGGAGAUAAUACGAUGCAAACCAAGUUACAGAAGUUAAAGGAGCAGAAUGAACUACUGAAACCGGAAGUCGACCGUUAUCGUGAGCGUGAUGCCAUGAAAAAGGACCUGGAUCUAGUGAGAUUAAAGCAUGCCUGGCUGGAGUACGAGGCAAUGCGAGACCAAUACAUGGCUGAGAAAGCUGAACUUAAAUCGGUAGCGGAACAGCUGAAGCAGCAACAACGAUUCAAUAAACCAAUGGAGGAGAAAAUGAAAGUGUUGAGAGAAACUAGUGAUCUGCUUGAGAACGCAGCAAAGGAAAAGUCGGCAAAAAGUAAAGCGACAUAUACGAAGUGCAAGGAAAUUGAAAAGCAAGUUACGAAGAUGGACGAUGAAUUCGAACAAGCGUACGAUCACCACCAAGUCGCCACUACGAAAGAACAAGGUCGGAAGAAGGAGCAAGCCAACGUGGAGAAUGAGGUCAAAGCGAUUCAGAUGGCGAUUGAGAAGUCUGAGACAAAUGCCGAUGAGCAUGCGCAGAUCAAGGAAGAAAUCAGCAAGCACAACGAAGCGCGUAGAGGCAUCAGACAUAAACUCGUUGAAGUGGAAGCUGAGCUGACAGAUAUACAUCAACAACAGACAGAUACAAAGCAUAAUUUGGAAGAGGCCACUCGACAAUUGGCGAAGCUAUCGAGUAAGGAGAAGAAGAUCCUCGACUAUCUAAGAUCGAAGAACCAGCAGGAAGAUGUUGCAGCAGUGGAAUGGUUGCGUAACAAUAAACAUCUGUUCCAAGAACAGGUUUUCGAGCCAAUUUUGACUCAAAUCAACUGCAAGGACGAUUACACGCGCACUGUCAUUGAGAAUACAAUGAACUGGAAGGUGGCCAGGUCCUUUGUUGUGAUGAAUAAAGAAGACCAGGAACUGCUGGCAAAACUUGUGGUCGACAAAUUAAGACUCAAAAUCAAUAUCAUUCGUGCUCCAGGACCCGAAUGGCGUGGACGUGAGACUGAAAAAAUCGAGGAUCUGAAGGCGGUACGAUCAAAUUGA
Sphaeroforma arctica JP610 is the source of this 1074-nucleotide messenger RNA. RefSeq lists its product as hypothetical. Gene Ontology annotation, molecular function: ATP hydrolysis activity; ATP binding. Gene Ontology annotation, biological process: double-strand break repair via homologous recombination. The transcript is spliced from 8 exons. The annotation marks the transcript as partial. The record is from RefSeq and is a predicted model, not a curated record. Gene Ontology annotation, cellular component: Smc5-Smc6 complex. Lineage: Eukaryota; Ichthyosporea; Ichthyophonida.